This is a messenger RNA of Cololabis saira (Pacific saury), 6264 nucleotides long. It is a transcript of the gene loxhd1b, whose product is annotated as lipoxygenase homology PLAT domains 1b. NCBI's taxonomy places the organism in Eukaryota, Metazoa, Chordata, Actinopteri, Beloniformes, Belonidae. The record is from RefSeq and is a predicted model, not a curated record. The coding region runs from base 1 to 6264 and encodes 2087 amino acids. Gene Ontology annotation, molecular function: protein binding. The transcript is spliced from 38 exons.
AUGGGAUCAAAGGAUAAAAACAAGAAAGGGGGAGAACAGGCAGCUGGGGAUGACAAUGAAGGGACAAAGAAAAAGAAAGACAAGAAGAAGAAAAGCUCAGUGAGGGAUGAUAGUGACGAAGACAACAAGAAGACGAAAGGCAAGAAGAAAAAGAUUGAAAAUUAUGUUGAAAUCUACGAGAGGGAGCUCCGCGACUAUGAGCCGGAACAAACAGAGAACCACGAGGAUGAGUAUCACAAGAAGAAAGUGUACGAGGUAGUGACCAUCACUGGAGAUGAGCGAGGAGCUGGAACUGACGCCAAUGUGUUUGUCACGCUUUUCGGAGAAUUUGGCAUCACACCCAAACUCCACCUGGCCAGCAAGAGCCGCACAGCAUUCGAAAAGGCCAAAACGGAUGUGUUCAGAAUUCGAACUCACAAUGUUGGACCUUUGAAAAAGAUAAGGAUAGAGCAUGACAACACAGGCAUGAGUGCCAGCUGGUUCCUGGACAGAGUGGUGGUGACGGAUGUGAAUCGGCCUCACUUGAGGUUCUAUUUUUCUUGUAACAACUGGCUCAGUAAAGAUGAGGGCGACGGCAGUUAUGUCAGAGACCUGCUGGGCAGCAUGGACUCCACGGAGAUACCCAGAUAUAACAAAUAUUUAGUGACUGUAUUCACUGCGGAUAUAAAAGGCAGUGGGACAGAUGCAGAUGUUUUUAUCAAUAUCUUUGGGGAGUUUGGAGAUACAGGUGAGAGGCGGCUUAACAACGACAAAAAUAACUUUGAGAAAGGGACAGAGGACAAGUUCACUAUAGAAGCACCAAACUUGGGCAAAAUCAGGAAACUCACCAUUGGCCAUAAUAACAGAGGCUCUUCAGCAGGAUGGUUUGCGGAUAAGGUGAUUGUAGAUGAUAUGGGAAACAAAAUAGUGUAUGAAUUUCCGAUCAAUCGUUGGUUUGCCACUGAUGAAGAUGAUGGAAAGAUCCAGCGGGACAUUUUGGUAGGGGGAAACCAGCCCACAGGUAUUGUGUACAACGUCCAGGUUGUGACAGGGAACAUCCGAGGUGCAGGGACCAAUUCCAAAAUCCACAUAGUGAUGCAUGGCACGAAGGGCUUGAAGAACAGUGGCAAGGUGUUUUUGGAAGGAGGGAGCUUUGAACGUGAUCUGACAGACAUAUUUAAUGUUGAGAUUGCUGCACUCCUCAGUCCCAUGAGCAGGGUCACCAUAGGACACGACAAUGAAGGAGUUAGUGCCGGCUGGUACUGCGAGAAGGUUGUGGUGUACUGUCCAUUCACGGGAAUCGAGCAGACCUUCCCAUGCGGUAAAUGGCUGGAUGAGAAGGAGGGAGACGGGCUGAUAGAAAGAGAGCUGUAUGAGAUGGUCUCACUCAGACAGAAGAGGCAGAAGAAGAACCCCUGGUCCCUGUGGAUAUGGACAUCAGACCUGCCAAGCGCAGGAACCGAUGCAGAUAUUUCUUUCCAGGUGUACGGAGAGAAGGGCAAGUCAGAUGAAAUUAGGCUGGCCAACAAAACAGACAAUUUUGAACAGGGACAGGUGGACAAGUUUAUGGUCGAGCUGCCCAAUUUGGGAAAACUAACCAAACUCCGCAUCUGGCAUGAGAAAAGAAAUCCUUUUGCUGGAUGGCAUCUCAGCAAGGUAACCCUGAUGAAGUCAUUAACAAAAGAGAAGUAUACGUUUCCAUGUGAGCGGUGGCUGGACAUGAAUGAAGACGACAAUGAAGUUGUGAGGGAGCUUCCUGCCACUGGAGAACUCAUCGAUGAAACGUUGCCCCUGGUCAAAUACAGAGUGACAGUGUGUACGGGGACUGUUGGUGGCAGCGGCACAGAUGCAUCAGUUUAUCUCAAUCUGAUUGGAGACCGGGGGGACACUGGAGAACGGCUGCUGGUCAAUUGCAAAAACAACGUCAACAAGUUUGAGAAAGGAAACUUUGAUGAGUUUAUAGUCGAGGCAGGAGCCAUUGGGCAGAUCCACAGAGUGAGGAUUGGACACAACGGUAAAGGAGGAGGCUGUGGCUGGUUCCUGGACAAAGUGAUUGUAAGAGAAGGACAGGCUGAGGCCAACGCUGUGGAGUUCCCCUGCAACAGGUGGCUGGAUCGCAAUGAAGAUGAUGGACAGAUCGUUAGGGAAUUAGUGCCGUUCUCAGAUGGACAGCGUCUUUACAAUUACAGCUAUCAUGUUGCGGUGAAGACAGGUAACAUCCCCGGGGGCAGCUCAGACUCCAAUGUGUUUGUGAAGCUGUACGGAGAGAAAGGUGACACCAGUAAGACGAUGCUGGUGGUCUCUGCCAAUAACCUGGGGAACUACUUUGAGUCGGGCCGUGUUGACAUCUUCACUCUGGACACAUUUGAUAUUGGACAGAUCAACCGUUUGCUAAUUGGUCACACCAAUGAAGGCAUGAAUGCUGGCUGGUUCUUGGACAGUGUUCAGAUUCUGGUUCCAGUCCAUGGAAAGAAUUACAUGUUCCCCAGUCACCGCUGGCUCUGCAAGGACAAAGCUGAUGGGAAGACAGAGGUGGAGAUUUAUCCGAGUGAGAUCCUGGACAUGGAAAAGCUGAUCAACUAUGAGAUCCUAGUUUUAACUGGAGAUGUGAUGUUUGCUGGCACCAAUGCCAAAGUGUUCAUCCAGAUCUACGGGGACAAUGGGAAGACAGAAGUCAUCACCCUCCAAAGCAGAUCUAAUAACUUUGAGCGCAACACAGUGGAGAUUUUUAAGAUAGAAGCCAAAGAUGUGGGGAAGAUCUUCAAGAUACGCAUCGGUCACGAUGGCUCUGGGAUUGGAUCUGGCUGGUACUUGGAAUUCGUGGAUGUCAAACGUUUAAUCAUGGCUUUGGUGCCCAAAGAGAAGAAGAAAAAGGAGGACAAGAAAAAGAAGAAGAAAAAAAAGAAAGAUGAGGAAGAUGAGGAUGAGGAGGGGGGAGAGGAGAUGCAGCAGGUGGUGCUCACUUAUCAUUUCCCCUGUUCGCGCUGGCUGGCUGGCGGAGAGGAGGAUGGGGAGCUGGUGGUGGAGCUGCUACCAGAGGAUGGAGAGCAUCUCGAAGGCAACACCUAUGAAGUGUGUGUCUUCACCGGUGACAUCCUGGGAGCUGGGACGGAUGCCAACGUCUACAUUAAUAUUUAUGGGGAAAAUGGAGACACGGGAGAGCGGCACCUGAGCGAUUCUGACAACCUCAACAAAUUUGAACGAGGGGAGGAAGAUGUUUUCAUCGUGGCAGCUAUUGAUCUGGGCCCUUUGAAGAAGCUGCGAAUCCGUCAUGACAACACCUGCUCUUACUUAUCCUGGUACCUGGAUCGUGUUGAGAUAGUGGACACGAAGGAAGAUUUAACUCCUGUUUUCCACCAAACAAAUCUUAUUCUCUGUUUCCCAGUUGUGCCUUAUGAAAUAAAGACAUACACCAGCGACGUGUUUGGCGCGGGCACUGAUGCAGAUGUGUUCAUUGCCCUGUACGGAGUCAAUGGGCUGUGCACGCAGCAGAAACACCUGUGUGUCAACAGGAGAGAGCGACGGCUGUGCUUUGAGAGAGGAGCUGAGGAUAUGUUUAUUGUGGAGCUGGAGGAUGUCGGCGAUGUUUUGGAGAAAAUACGGAUUGGACACGACAACAGGGGCACCAAUCCGGGAUGGCACCUUGACAGGGUGGAGAUCAGGCGACUGCUCCAGAAAGGAAAGGGUUCAGAAACUACCAUUUUCCCAUGCGAGUGCUGGCUGGCCAAGUCUGAAGAUGAUGGGGAGACAGUGAGGGAGCUGGUCCCCUUUAGUAUCGUCACCCAGAAACUCCUCAGGGAUGGAACAUUGAAGACAACUGAAACUGAGGUUGAGAAUCCUUUGGAGAUUCACUCGUACAAGGUGUCUGUGAGGACGGGUGACAUGUACAAAGCUGGAACUGACGCCAACGUUUAUCUCACCAUUUACGGAGACCUGGGAGACACAGGAGAGCGCAAACUUGCAAAAUCUGAGACCAGCAAGAACAAAUUUGAGAGAGGACAAGUGGACAAGUUCAGUAUGGAGGCUGUGGACCUGGGACAGGUGUUUAAGAUACGUAUUCGUCAUAAUAAUUCCAUUGGUGGUGCCGACUGGUACUUGGACCAAGUCGAGGUGCUGGAUGUAGACACGGAAGAAGUUUACAUGUUCCUGUGUGAGCGCUGGCUGUCAACGAAGAAAGAGGACAAACAAAUAGACAGGACCUUCUUUGUCAAGGGGUAUGAAGGUGAGAGGAACACCGAUCCAUAUUUCACCAAAAUGUCCCAGGCCAAAGUAGGACUAGACAAAAACGCCAACAAGAAGAAAAAGAAAAAAAAACUGGCAGUGGUCGAAGAAGGUCCAAUCAUUCCCUAUCACUUCACGGUCUCAACAGGAACUGAGCGUGAUGCCAGCACUACAGCCAGGGUUUUUAUCUUCGUCAUGGGCCCGAAUGAAGCGGAGACAGACCGGCUCUGGCUGGACCUGGCAGAGGGAGAGAAAUCCUUCACAGCUGGCUCCAUGAAGCACUUUGUGUGCUAUGGGACUGACGUAGGAGAGAUCAAGCGGGUCGAACUUGGCCAUAACGGUGUCACACCAGAGAGCUGUUGGCUUGUGGAUGAGCUGUCUGUUGCCGUGCCAACCAAAGGUAUCAAGUACAUUUUUCAGUGUAAGUGCUGGCUGGCAAAAGACAGGGGAGAUGGUCUGACUGCCAGACUGUUCAGUGUGCUGGACUCCAGCUCGAUCAACAUCAUCCGCAAAGUUAUUUAUUCAGCCACAGUUGUCACGGGAGACACUCAGUAUGCAGGAACGGAUACCAACAUUUUUCUGACAGUGUACGGAGCCAACGGAAGUACAGAGGAAAUGCUCCUGCCUAAAAAUGGAGAUAGGUUUGAAAGAGGCCAAGAAGACACAUUUACUCUCGAAAUCGAUGACAUUGCUCCCUUGAAGAAGAUCAGAAUUCGUGUUGAUGGCAGUGGCAGCCGUCCUGACUGGUUUCUGGACAGGAUCCUCAUGCGAAAUCUGACAACGGAGGAGGUCUAUCUGUUCACUUACGAGAACUGGCUGUCUAGCACCAUGGGGCAGAAGAGGACAAAGGUGUGUGAGCUGCCAGCUGUGGUGGAUGAUGAAGAGAUGGUACAAACAACAACCUACAUUAUUCAAGUCCAGACCAGUGACAUCACAGGUGGCGGCACUGAUGCCAACGUGUUCUUGAAUGUGUUCGGGGAGUACGGUGACACGGGGACGCUGCCUCUGAAGGAGAGCGGCAACAGGAACAAGUUUGAGCGAAAGAUGAAGGACGUUUUCAGGUUUCCCGACAUGCUCAGUCUGGGUGAACUUUCGAAAGUCCGAGUGUGGCACGACAACGAAGGCCCUACUCCUGGCUGGCACCUGGAAUAUAUAGACGUGAGAGAUGAAGCCAUGGACCAGACGUUCAGGUUCCCCUGCGACCGCUGGCUGGCCAAAAAUGAAGAGGACAGGCAGAUCAUGAGGGAGCUGGCUUGUGCCAACAACGACACCGUAGACCUCAGUGACAAAACCAAAUAUGAAAUUGCCACGACAACUGCUAACACAGACGAUGCCUCCACCACGGAAAACACCUGGGUUGCAUUGGAGGGAAGGAAAGCUCGUUCCAAGGAGUUUGUUCUGGAGAAUAAAAAAAAGAAGUUCUUAUGCGGUGCCACUGAUACAUUUGAGUUUUCGUCCAAGCACGUGGGAGAAAUUGCCGGCAUCUGCAUCGGCCAUAUAACGAAAGAUGGAAAAAAGGUGAAGAAAGAAGCCUUCUGGCAUGUCAUGGAGGUGGUGGUGACAGAGAAGGAGCUGGGAAACAAGUAUUUUUUCCACUGUGAUGCAAAAAUACCCCUGGCAGCCAAAAAGGACCAGUUCCUGACAUUUGAGUGCUACAAAUCCAUCGAGAGCUUUGCGAGUAAAGUCCGCAGUCUGGUCCCCGUUAAGUAUAAAAUCAUCAUCAUCACCGGUGACGUCAAAUGGGCUGGAACAGACUCUAAUGUUUUCAUCACCAUCUACGGUGUCAACGGAGACUCUGGCCAGCGCCAAAUGCGGCAGAAGAUGCACAAUCUCUUCGAGCGAGGCCACGCAGCCCGCUUCGUCCUGGAGAUGCUGGACCUCGGGGAGCUGCUGAGGGUCAGAGUGCAGCACGACGGCAGCGGCUGCACCUCUGGGUGGUACUUGGAGUGUGUGGAGGUGACCAACACAGCUACCUCUGUCACAACCAUCUUUCCAUGUGGAAAUUGGUUGGAUGCUCAGAAGGCUGAUGGGCAGAUUCAGCGAGUGCUCUACCCUCGGUAUUAG